Molecule: messenger RNA, 1005 nt
Organism: Letharia columbiana
Lineage: Eukaryota; Fungi; Ascomycota; Lecanoromycetes; Lecanorales; Parmeliaceae
Exons: 1
Coding region: 1-1005 (334 amino acids)
Molecular function (GO): 5'-3' DNA helicase activity
Source: RefSeq, a predicted model, not a curated record
AUGCGGAGCCCAAACGGUUCUCUCUUACCUCUCACAUCUCAGAUCGCCUCCGACUUCUCCCGAGACCAACAAAGAAUGCUAGCCGACGAGGCUGCAAUUCUUAGAGAUCUCAAUGUAACACAAUUGGCCCUUGACCACUUUAGUUGGGAAGAGGAUGUCGAUGAGUGGAAGAGGAUAUACAAACAGUUCGAUAAGGUGUGGGAAGACACACAAGAGUAUUACAUCAGAACCCAAGCAUGUGGUAUUAUUGUCACAGCGGCAACCGCAAUGACAAAGAUGCUCCGCGUCUUCAGACCCCAACAAUUCAUAGUCGGUGAAGGGUCGCAGUUUACCGAGUUCGUGACUGUCGCUGUCAUUUCGAGGUUUUUUGAUAAUCUUAGGAAGGUUCUCAUCGUUGGGGAUCCGUGCCAAAAAAAGCCCUUUGUGCUCAACCAGAAUUCCGAGUUCGUGGAUACAACUGAAACAAGUCUCAUGGUCAGGCUCUCAAACUCUGGUGUUCCGAUUACUAGACUCCGCGAACAAUUUCGUAUGAAUCCCCACAUUGCUCAGCCCGUCUCUUCCCUUUUCUACGAGGCAACAUUAAUCAACUCACCGAGCGUGCUUUCGAGACCAAAAGACAGGAUUAUGCAAACCUUCCACGGUCAGACUCUACAAGAAUGUGCCAAGCGACACUCCAUCUUUGUCCACGUCAAGAAUUAUGUGCCGUAUCGGCUCGAGAAGACACAAUCAAUGUUAAACCCCUCGCGCCUGGCCAUCGUACACGCGCUGAUAGAUCGGUCAAGGGCCGCUGGUGCCAACGACAGACAAAUCGCCGUAUUGACACCGUAUAAGGGUCAAUCGCGUUUGCUGAGAACCUGGGAGACAGCAGAUCUCACUAUGGCCACAAUUGAUUCGGCGCCGGGCAAAGAGUACGACUUCGUCAUACUCGAUUUGGUAAGCCCCGGUGGAUUCUCUCGUAGGUUACAACAUAAAGAGGUCCGUUCAACAUCGACUGUGUCGCCGUAA